AUGGCCCCCCUAGACAGUUCUACUGAUAACACUUCAACACCAUCCCCAUCAGCUCUUAAUUCACCACAAAAUUACCCAACUUUUGAUCUGAAUGACCCACUGCCAGAACCAGAACCAGAACCAGUACAACAACCAUUACCACAAUUACAAGUUCAACCACAACCAGAGGCCUUUGACCUUAACAGAGCACCAGCAGCAUCAAGUGAAGAAGAAGAAAAGUUCUUCACAGCAAUGGAACAUGGAAAUGGUGAAGAUGAGGUUGUUGCUGAGUGGUUAGAUGAUGACUCAGAUGUUCACGUCUCAGAAUAUGAUUGGACAGAUAGUGAAUCAGAUGAAGAACAUGAAGAACAGCAACAGCCAGAACAAGUAGUCAACAUGACCCAUUUUUUGCACAACCAUUCAAGAUGUCAUGUUGCAAACAAGCUACAACAAGUAGCUUACAAAAAAGUUAAUGGCAGAUUCACUAUACCUCAGGGGGCUAUAAAAAGAAUUGCAAUUGAAUUGAAUACUUCAAGGUGGACAAUUGGAAGAAUAUGGAAGAAUGUAAGACAACAACUUCAAGAAAAUGCAAGAAUAGAUGUGAAUCACAGAAAAACAGGGAGGGUAGGAAGAAAAAGAAUUCAAUUGGAUCCUCAAAGGUUAAUUGCAAUUCCUCUAAGAAAGAGGACUACUAUAAGAGCAACAGCAACAGCCCUAGGUAUGCACAGGUCUACAUUGCACAGGUUGGUGAAAAGGGGGGUAAUAAAAAAACACACUAAUGCCAUAAAACCACAUCUGACCCCAGCACAUAAGGUUGCAAGGGUGUUGUGGUCUUUGGGUUCUAUCAUACCAAACACUAUCCAAACAAUACCAAAAUUCAACAACAUGUAUAAUUUGGUUCAUGUGGAUGAGAAAUGGUUUUGCAUGAGCAAAAUAUCUCAAAGGUACUACCUAGCUCCGGGUGAAGUAGAGCCAUAUAGAAGAUGCAAAAGCAAGAGGUUCAUUGUCAAAGUCAUGUUCAUAGCUGCACUAGCAAGGCCACACAUUUCAGUGGAUGGAGAGGUCAGUUUUGAUGGGAAGAUAGGAAUCUUCCCAUUCAUAGAAGAGGUGGCAGCAAAGAGGUCAAGUUGUAACAGAGAUGCUGGGGUGCUUGAAACCAAACCUCAAUUAAGCAUCACAAAAGAUGUCAUAAGGGAGAAGUUCAUAAAGCACAUACUGCCAUCUAUAAGAGAGAAGUGGCCAGAGGAUGGAUGCAAGCAAGUAUGGAUUGUCCAAGACAAUGCAAGGCCACACAUAGCAAGUAAUGAUGAGCAGUUCAUGUUGGAAGCACAAAAAGAUGGUUUUGAUAUCAGAUUAAUCAAUCAGCCAGCACAGUCACCAGAUAUGAAUGUGUUAGAUCUUGGUUUUUUUAAUGCAAUUCAAACCUUAAAAGAUCAAAUAGCACCUAGAAGUGUGAAACAGUUGGUGAAGGCAGUGAACAAGGCAUUUGACAACUAUGAUCCUAAGCUAUGCAAUCAUAUUUGGUUAACUCUACAACAAGUGAUGAAGGAGACUCUAAUAGUUAAGGGUAACAACAAUUACCACAUACCACAUAUGGGGAAGAAAUCACUUGAGAGGAGGGGUGAGUUACCAACAUGUAUUGUCAUUAGCCCACAAUUAGUAGAAGAGAGCAGAAAAUGGGCAGAAGAAUGUCAUCUUGAAGAUGAACAAGAAGAAGCAAACUAUGGGGAUGAAGAUUCAGAUGAUGGUAUUGGGAUAAUAUAA
Molecule: messenger RNA, 1743 nt
Organism: Beta vulgaris subsp. vulgaris (sugar beet)
Lineage: Eukaryota; Viridiplantae; Streptophyta; Magnoliopsida; Caryophyllales; Amaranthaceae
Exons: 1
Coding region: 1-1743 (580 amino acids)
Molecular function (GO): nucleic acid binding
Source: RefSeq, a predicted model, not a curated record